AUGAAACGAACAAAACAAGAAGCUGAACCGAUUGAAGAACAUGAUAGUGGUUUUGUGGGGCCGAUGACACUAUUUGAUACAUUUCCCCACAAUGACACAUUUGCGGAAACACGUAGUCUUGAGUUAUUACCUAACCCACUUACUGAUAAUGCAGAAAUUUAUACAUUCAUGCAUAAUCGGCAAGAUUACGGUGUCAUUGAUAUGGUUGAUGCAAAAAUAUCUGCAGAUAUAAAAAUAGCGGUGGCUGGUACAGGUGCAGCACCGGCCGGUGAUCGAAAUAUCGCUGUUAAUAUAGCACCGUUACGUUACGGUUGGAAAACCAAAGCUGUUUAUUUAAAUAAUCAAUUAAUUACACCGCAAUCAAGUAAAGAAAAUGAACUUGAAUAUAUACACGAUUUUUUGACCACUGUCCCUUCCGAAUAUAAAGAUGAUCAAGAUAUCACAUUAAUGAUUCGUGAUACACCGGGUGCUGCAUCGGAUGACCCCACUAAUUUACAUCGGAAUGCAAAUGCCACGGGUAGUGUAAAUUUGGGUGCAAGAGCCCGUUAUGUUUUGGUAAAUACUGAUGUUGUGCAUGAAUGUCGGGAUAAAUGUGAUCUGUUGGGUCGUGUUAAACGCUAUGUGCCGACAUCUUUCGAUAUUAAAUUGGUUUUAACAAAGUUAGAUAAAACGAAGCUGCUAUAUGGUACGGCUGCCCAUUGUGCUCUUGUCGAAUUGAGGUUGAAUAAUUUAAAGUUGUCGAUGCCAAUUUUAAAACCAAAUGCUCAAUUAUCGUCGGCAAUUAAUGAUUUGAUGAUUCAAAAAGGUGAAGAAUGUCGUUAUUACAAGAUCACACAUCGUUAUCUGGCAAUACCCAUACCCGCAAAUAGUCGACACAUUGUACAUAAAGAUCUUUUUAACGGUGCUAGACCCACACGUCUUAUUACGAAAAUAAUAUCGCAAGAUCGUUACAACGGAUCACAUAUAUUAGCGCCUUACAAAGCCGGCUUUCCCAAUAUAACACGUUUUGCCGUGUCGAUUAAUGAAGCAGAAAUACCCCCUGUGAUAACCUCUGCCACAGACGCCUAUAUCAAUUUACGUCAAGUACUGGAUCGUCGAUAUAGUGAAAUGCCAUGCAAUUUUGCCGACUAUAAAUCCGAUUUUGGAAUGAUUGUUACAGAUUUAUCACCAAAUCGUGAUGGUUAUUCACAAGUUUUACCCAACGCCACAAGUGGGAAUAUCAGUAUUAAAAUUGAUUUUCGUAAUGAUACCGCAGCAGCCCAGCAACUGGUUUGUGUCGGUGAAUUUAGAAAUCAAAUGAGUGUCGGUUUCGGGACUCAAGCGCGUAUGAAAUAUGAAGUAUAAAGGAGCUUAAAUAAUAUUAUAUUGUAAUAGUUCAUCAUGAAGUGUUGUCGUAAACGUAAGAGAAGAAGUAAAAAACAAAAAGGGGUUAAAAAAAGGUCACAAAAAGGAGGUUGGAAUCAUAAAAAAUGGGAAAAAACGACACUAAAAUUGGCCCAAAUUGGUAGCGGUCCUCGUAAACAACGGGGCGGUGGUGAUUUUUGGAAAACGUUCGGGAAAGUAGCAAAUGAUACACGUCCUAGAAAACGUGAUUUUUACAAUCAAAAAGGUGGCUUUGGCUAUAUGGAUCCCCAAAAAUGGGCAAAAGAUAUUGCUGGAGAUUGA
Paramuricea clavata is the source of this 1665-nucleotide messenger RNA. The record is from the annotation of a GenBank genome assembly. NCBI's taxonomy places the organism in Eukaryota, Metazoa, Cnidaria, Anthozoa, Malacalcyonacea, Plexauridae.